Messenger RNA from Prorocentrum cordatum, 173 nucleotides. The record is from the annotation of a GenBank genome assembly. NCBI's taxonomy places the organism in Eukaryota, Dinophyceae, Prorocentrales, Prorocentraceae.
UCACCUACAGUGCUGGGAUCGGCGCGUGCGAGAAGAGCGGGCAGUGGCAGCGAGCUCUGGCGCUGCUCAGCGACAUGCUGGAGGCGACAGUGCAGCCCAACGCCUCACCUACAACUCUGGCAUCAGCGCGUGCGGGAAGGGCGGGCAGUGGCAGUGGGCCCUGGCGCUGCUGA